Molecule: messenger RNA, 608 nt
Organism: Carlito syrichta (Philippine tarsier)
Lineage: Eukaryota; Metazoa; Chordata; Mammalia; Primates; Tarsiidae
Product: 3-hydroxyisobutyrate dehydrogenase, mitochondrial-like
Exons: 1
Coding region: 101-415 (104 amino acids)
Biological process (GO): L-valine catabolic process
Cellular component (GO): mitochondrion
Molecular function (GO): NADP binding; 3-hydroxyisobutyrate dehydrogenase activity
Source: RefSeq, a predicted model, not a curated record
UUAUUAUUCAUGAUGUGUUUCCUGAUGCAUGUAAAUAAUGUCAAAAUGUGGGUGAACAGGUUGUAUCUUCCCCAGCAGAUGCAGCUGAAAAGGUGACAGAAUGAUGACAAUGCUACCCACCAGUAAGAAUGCAAUAGAAGCUUAUUCUGGAGCAAAUGGCAUUCUAAAAAAAGUGAAGGAAGGCUUAUUAUUAGUAGAUGCCAGUACUAUUGAUCCUGCAAUUUCAAAAGAAUGGGCCAAAGAAACUGAGGAAAUGAGAGCAGUUUUCACGGACACCCCUGUUUCUGGUGAUGUAGGAGCUGCUGGGUCUGGGAACCUUACGUUGAUGGAAGGAGGAAUUGAAGAUGAAUUUGCUGCUGCCCAAGGGUUGCUGGGUGUAUGGGUUCCAGUGUGGUGUAUUGUUGAGACUGGGUAGGCUGCAAAGAUCUGCAAAAACAUGCUGUUAACUAUUAGUAUGACCGGAACCACUGAAGCUAUGAGUCUUGGAAUCAGUUUAGAGUUUGCCAAAACUAUUGGCUAAUAUCCUAAAUAUGAGUUCAGGACGGUGUUAGUCAAGUGACACUUAUAAUCUUGAACCCAGAGUGAUGGAUAGCAUUCCCUCAUCUAAU